Messenger RNA from Vanderwaltozyma polyspora DSM 70294, 1236 nucleotides. RefSeq lists its product as uncharacterized. Gene Ontology annotation, cellular component: nucleus. Gene Ontology annotation, biological process: regulation of cell cycle. The record is from RefSeq and is a predicted model, not a curated record. NCBI's taxonomy places the organism in Eukaryota, Fungi, Ascomycota, Saccharomycetes, Saccharomycetales, Saccharomycetaceae. Bases 1 to 1236 code for a protein of 411 amino acids. The transcript has a single exon.
AUGUUCUUGAAACCUUUUUCGUUCGAUUUCCAAUUUACUUUUCAUUUAAGAACGAUAUUGCUUCUGCUAAAGUCAUCACCUCAUCGCAAGUUUAAUAGUGGGAAAUUAAGCAAAAUAAGGGCACCAAUCAUAGGAAGUAUAAUGUCAAUCACAAGGGAGAAUAUAAGAGAAUUGGUAGAUAACAUAGAUUCUCAAUUUGUUGAACCUUAUUCUGAAUCCAAACACCUAAGAGAAAUAUCUUCAACUACCUCAUUACAAGAUUCAACACCAAUUUUAGAACUAUCUAAAUUGGCAAAAAUAAUUAAAGCUCAUUCAACAAAAGUUGGUAUCGUUUGUAAUCCUGAUAAAUUCUAUAAAGAUUCAAACAUCAAUCCAAUAUUUAAUGAACUAAAAAAUUUUACAAACUCCAUCUUUUAUCUGUUAUCAUUAUUGCCAUUAUUUUAUUCAAAUAAAGAUGAUUUAUACACUGAAAAAUUCUUACAAUCCUUAGAUGAUCUCAUAUUAGGUUUACUUAACGGUGUAUCUCUUUUAUCAAAUGAAUUGAAUUUAAUGCUAGCCAAUGAUGAAGAUGCCCAAACCAAUUCAAAAGAUAAAGAAGAAAGUGGUGAUAGAUUGGUAUCCAUUGGUAUUAUUUGGGCCUCUUGUGAUAAUUUAGAUGCCUUGGCCAAAAAGGGCAGCUCAGGUUUACUAUGUGAAAAUAUUCAUAACAAUAUCGACCUUUUAAGUGAUGUUUUAAAUGAUGUCAAUGAUUGGUUAGAAGAGCCAGAAUUUGGUGGAGAUGAUAUGAUACUAGGUGAUGACGAUGAUCUAGAAGAAAAUAUGGAAAAUUUAACUAUAACUAGCAAAACUGAAGAUAGAAAAUCAUUGAUAUUAGAGCAAAUGACACAAUUCAUGGAAGAAUGGCAAAAUAAUAUUAAAUUAAUAAAGUUAUUAUUAUCAUCAUUUACAAAAUCUAUUUCACAGUCUUCAAAAUCGAGUUAUAAAGCAACUAAUUUAAAUAGUUUGGAAACGUUGCACUCUCAAGUCAUUGAAAAUGUUGAUGAAUUAAUCUCUGAUAUCUUCAUGUCAGAUGAAACUUUCCAAAAAUCAGAUUUUGAAGAAAAUAUUCAAACUUUAAAUAAAGUAUUGAAAGAUAUGGUUAGUGUCAUCAAAAAAAUUAAUAAAACUGACCCAAAGAAAUCAAAAUGGAUAGAAGUUUGGGAACUAAAAUAUUUCGAAAAUCAAUCUAAAAACUGA